UGGGCAGCGGCGGAGUUUCCAGCUGCUGUAGCUGUCUGCGGACGCGGUGGGUAGUUUCGGUGGGGGAGGCACUGCUUUAAUCACUCUUAUUUGGAUUACAACCGAGCUUCAAGUAACAGCAAAAGUUGCCAGACAACAGGAGCUGCCGUCGGGUGAGGUGAAGAUGGUGGACCGGCUUGCGAACAGCGAGGCCAACUCCAAGCGGAUUGCGGUGGUUGAGAGCUGCUUCGGCGCUGCAGGUCAGCCACUGGCCAUCCCAGGCCGUGUGCUGAUUGGUGAGGGUGUUCUCACUAAACUCUGCCGCAAGAAGCCAAAGGCACGGCAGUUCUUCCUCUUCAACGACAUCCUGGUUUAUGGUAACAUCGUCAUUCAGAAGAAGAAGUACAAUAAGCAGCACAUCAUCCCUCUGGAGAGCGUCACCAUCGACACAGUGCCAGAUGAAGGCGAUCUGCGCAAUGGCUGGCUCAUCAAGACGCCCACCAAGUCUUUCGCUGUGUAUGCUGCUACUGCCACCGAGAAGUCCGAAUGGAUGAACCACAUAGGGAAAUGUGUCGGAGACUUGCUGCAGAAGAGCGGCAAGUCCCCUACAGGAGAGCACGCGGCUGUAUGGGUGCCCGACUCAGAGGCAUCUGUGUGCAUGCGCUGCAAGAAGGUGAAGUUCACGCCAGUCAGCCGCCGCCACCACUGCAGGAAAUGUGGAUAUGUGGUCUGUGGGCCAUGCUCAGAGAAGAAGUACCUCCUUCCUAGCCAGUCGUCCAAACCAGUUCGUGUCUGCGAGCACUGCUACGAUCAGCUGACAUCGGUAAACCAGGCGCGCUCAGACUCCAUCACUCGGCCGGGGUCAAAGUUCCACAGCAACAACCUCUCGGACGAUGACGACGAUGACGACAGCAGUGACUGAGGAAGGUCCGAUCCUCCCAACGGUCUGUCCAUCUCUCUGCCGUGGAGGAAGUACUCUGCUGAUUACAUUUUUUGUUUUCCAUCCUUGUGAUUGAAUCAUGAUCCACCAAGAGAGGAAUUCUGGAUUAAUUCAUUAAUUCACUUCGGAGUUCUGGUCUCAUCUACAAACCAAAAUGUUUUACCCUUUUCUGUGAAUCCAGCAGGGAUAAAUACUUUCCUGAACACAGUGAUUAAUCAGUCACUUGAGAAACUGCCUGGGUGACCAGCAGCACUUUGAGAUAAAGUUUUGACUGUUCAUCACAGCCCUUCUCCCUUCCCUCUUAAUUAGCUUCAGUUAGUCACUACAGAAAACAAAGGUGCUAAUGAGAGACUUGCCCUCUGCUCUAUACUCAGCUUAAGUUAAUUUCGUCUUCUUUCUUUUUGUCUUUCUUUCUUAUUUUUGUCCGUGCUCUCUCUCCAUGGACAUAAACAAGGUAACUGCUUGUAAUUUCUGCAGGGAAAAGCAAAUGUUUGGGCUGUAGCCUCUGUCUUUGGUUUUCUUUCAGGUAUUUCACCAAACAGGACUUUAUUAUAACAGAAUUCUGCACUAUUUUUGUAAAUUGGACUCCAGCAAAAUGAAAAGUUUCCCUUUUAUAAAUAUAUAUUGUGCUAAACCCAGAGCUUUUUCUAAUCUACUAUAGCUGCUUUUGACAAAUCAACUAAAGCUUGUCUCACGGUGAGCGAUUGUUUCUCUUUUAACAACCACGUAUGAGUUUUCUUAGAGGCUGGCCCCAAGCUUACUCUGCCUUCUUCUAUACCCUCACAUAGUGCCUUGUAGAAAACUCAGCUUAGCCUUCAGCAAGCAGAAAGGUUAGUAGAUAAUAAAACAAGACUGCAAAAAACAGCGACUUCAUGAUAGGUUGACUCUGAAACACAUUAUAGAGGGUAGGGAUGUUGUUUGGUUUUGUGUGAAGACCAGGGCGAUUAUAGACCAGGGAUCAGAUGGGAACGGUUCAAUUUGUUCCUAGAAACACUUGAAAGUCACUUAAACCAGCCAUCCAAUCUUGUAAGGGCAGUCACUGGCUUUUCCAUUUAGCUGCUAGUGGGCAAUUUUUCACUAGAGGAAUUAACUAAUUGCCUUGUUUCCACAUUGUGUUAAAAACCAGAGGAUGAAUGGAAAGUAUUGGUGAUCAACAUUCUCUCUCACACACACACACACACACACAUCUUUCAACAGAUGGCUUGUGUGGACCUGUGUUCCAGACGAGGCUGAUUGAACGCUAGUUGAGAGGUUGCUUUAGACCUUGUGAAAAUCUUUCAUAGCCGACCAUGGCUGGGAAAUCUAGUUAGACUUCUAUCAAACACCCCAUUGCUGAUCAAACAAUCUAAAGUUUACCUUCAGAAAUAAAUAACUAGCCAGCCAAAUAUACUCUGAUUCUGAAUAUUGAUUGAAUAAAGCACACAUUACUUUGCAGUGCUGGGCUGAUAUGUUCAUUUGUUCCCAAAAAGCUGUUGCACUGACCCCGCCUGUGAGUAAUUAUACAGCAUUUCCCACAUAUUUUAAUUCCAUUUUUGCUCCAUUGUCCAUCCAUGCUAAACAAUACCCUUCAUAAAGGGCCCUUUUGGAAAUAUUUUAAUCAGCAAGUACCCUGUGAUACAUAAGUAAUUGAGCGUUACAAUCACCUGCAUCUCCAAUGAGUCUUUCAUCCUCUUUAACUGCAAGGCCCUGUUCUGCUCUGCAGUUGAGCUCAGAGUUUGAGACACAAAAAGCAUUACAGCUUCUAGCAACCGUAGUUCUAGGGUUUGCAGCAGAAGAUCUCCAGUUGUCAGAUGGAGUACAGGACAGUGAUGCUAGAAUCCACUGAAACAAGAACUCAAGCAGAGUAAUGACCUCCAAGUCCAACACAAUGCCAAGAUGGCCAAAAUAGCAUCUUGAGUAACGUGAGAUUAGAAGGCCUUUGGGACUGAACUUUUAAAAUAAGGUCAUGGUGUUAUCAGACUGCAAAAAUAAAAUCUGCUAAACCAAGUUGCAAAAUAUUCUUGUGGGGCUGUUAAGUCUCUGCUAUAACUUUAAUGUCACAUUAUAACAAAAGACAAAAAUUGGUAAAACAUGAAGUUGCUAGAGUGGGUAAAGACAAAGAAUUGAAGUUUUUUGCACCUGGUUGGGUUUUGUUAGCUGUAGGUUAUUUUUAUCUUUGUGUUAUACAAACGGAUCCGAUUAAUGUAAUACCUCACAAAGAGGUAGCAGUAGUUUGGAUUUUUUUUUCGAUACGAUUGUUUAACACUCAGCUAAUGCCUCCAGUGAAUGACUGAAUGAAUGAAAUGAAAUGAAAUGCAGUAAUAAGGAAGUUUUAGGGCCUGGUGUGUGUUUUUCUUUUCUUGCACAACUGUGUGUGAACCAUAGGUUGUGAAAUUCCUACCUGCUCAGCAGCUUAGCAGGUUUUCUGGAAUGAACAUCAGGAAAUCGGCAUGUUGUCUUCCUGUCACUUGCCCUUUACUGUGCUGCUCUUUUACGUCAGAGGGAAAUACUGUGUCAUAAAACAAACACACCUCUUUUGAACUCUGCCAACGCAAGCGACCAUAACAGUCUGUCCAUCUUUCUUUCCUUCCUUCCUUCCUUCCUUGUGUACUUGCUUCCUUUUUCAGUACCAUCACUUCUCCAUGGAAACCACAGCUUGUAGAUCAUGUGACACAGUGUGUGUGAAUUAAGUCAUGUGAUUGGGUACUGAACGAGGAACUGAAAAAAAAAAACUCCUUUGGGGAAUUGACUACCUUCUACAGCCUGCAGAGAACUCCGGUUCAGUUCGCUUACCAGAUGUUCAUGUUAUCAGUUUCAGUGUGAGUUUCUGUUCUCAGUGAGUCCUGUGAAGAGUUUCAUUCCUCAGACUUAACAUUUUCAAAUAAACAGCACUCAAAGUUGACUCUGAACUCCGCAGGAUCAUUAAUUUCUCGGUAUUUAUGGCCCAAACUUGUACUCAGAUACUCAUCAGUCUGCUUCUCUGCUGUAUGCACUCUGCUGGCUCAUUCUGUGCUGUUGGAGGUCUCAGGAUUGUCACUAUUUGUAAAAGUGCACUUGUAGCAUCUAAACCAAGACUGAGUUAGGAUUCUCGUCUGUCCUGUUUCCCUGCGUCACUGCAUGUCUGCUUAGAAAAUCCAACAUUUUUAUCAGAUUGACGCAUCACGCUUCACAUUGACGGGCGUUUACAGUAUUCUUAAGAAAAGAUUUAGCAACUCUGGAAUAUUGACGGGAAUGUUUUCUCAGUCACAUUAGAAACACAAGACAUGCAGUGCAUGACAGCCAUGUCAUCUGCCAGGAAUGCAUUAGAAUGCCAGGCAUUUUGCCUAUUGACAACUCGACUGAACGAGUAAUCUUAACAUAUUGUAUGAACCUGUCGAAGUCUGAAAGCAGGACAUCAGCAGCUUGGAUGAGACCUUUUUUUUAUUGUUUUAAAUGAGCUACAGAGUGUAAAGGUCACCAUAAAGUCAGCGUAGACUGCUGCAUUGAUUUCACUAAAGUGCAUCUGUUGGAUCGGCUGACUGAAAAAGUCAAAACACCUCCUACGGGGACAGCCUGUGACACCCAGCUCCAACCAAGCAGACUCUCACUCACGUGAAACUUCAUUUUCACAGACGGGUGAAAGUGUGAACUUGUAUUUUGGAAGUUUUCUUCUCGUUAAAUAGAGCACACUAACUGCAUCAGGAUAUUUGGAAUGAAACUCCUCAUAGGUGUUUGUUUAAAACAAAAGACAUGGGAUAAGAUGUACAUGAGCACACUGCAGUCAGGACUAGAAACCGAAACCACAGAAGUGAUUUUACUUUUAUCUGAGAUCAAACGGGAUUUGGAAAACAAGUUUGCGUUGCUUCUAACAAAAGCUGAACCUUUACCUUUAUGUCCAACACCUCUGAGUGUCUACAGAUGAUUUCCUUCAUUGUGACUUUCUUUCUACACAGAUAUACAGUAACAGUACAGCAUUAAGCAUCUCAGUAAACCAGCAGAACAGGAAGAAGAAAGGGAUCAUUUUCUUGUUAUGAUCUUAUAGGUUAAACUUUCUGGUAAUGUUAUAGCGAUAAGAGAAAUGACCAUGUUAAUGAUCACUAACCAGCUGUCCUUUAUACUCACUGUGGCGGUGGUGCUCACGGAGAGACGAUGACGUCACUGUCGAAUCCAGAAGCACAAAGUCCGGCCUCAGGUUUGCUGUGGAUUGCACUCAACAAAGUCGGCACAUGGAUUCUGAUCCAGGUUGUUACCAUAUACUGUCAGAUCCACAGCGACUGGACAUUUUCAAAUGAAUCCUCAUGUUAUUUUAAGCCUGUUGAUUUUUGUACAUUUGUACAGAUUUGGGUUCUUUGGGUUGUAAUGUUUUUGUUGUACAGUUCUCAUAAGUUUCUGAAAUGACGCUGUCUCAAGUCUUUUUGUGCUCAGCCCUCCUCUUCGUCCUGUCUGUCACAUGUCAUCAGCAUCUGCAGCUUUGUAAUACAGUUAAAAAACAGAUGGGAACGUUUUGAUGGCCACCAUGCAGCCAUGUGUGUUUUAAGAGAUCCUGCUCCUCAGGAAAGGCAACAGCAGCCGGCAAAUAUUAAAUGCCCGGUUCAAAGACACCUAGUUCCUGUGUUUUUGGGGGGGUUAUAUGCACUUAAACGGGUCACAACGCUGAUUUCUUGGUAGUAAAACUUCUAGUAUACAGUACAAAACUAAGGAUUGCAAUAUGUACUUGGUUUUAAAUGUCUCAUUCCACAGUUUGACUAAAAUUGAAUCAUUUUUUUUCCACCUCCCAACCUCCCAAACAUAUUGACCAAGAGAAAUGACACAGUCUGAUGCAGACGUACAAAAACCCGAUGAGUCAUUACUCCCCCCCACAAGAUUGUCUGUACAGUGUGAUCCUGCUGCAGAGUGAACCAUGAACAUAAAAACAUCUAAAUCUUGGCUGAUUGAGAAUGUUACACUUAACUGGCUUUUAUAUUUUUUUUCCCCACUUUUCCAUCUGGACAGAACUUUUGUGCUGUAAAUUACAGUGUCCAGCUGUUUGCGUGUUCACACUGUGAGCAACAUGUCUGACAGGUGGCGCUGUUUGCGUUGAUUGUAGAUUGAGGGGUUCUGAUUACUUCUCCAAGCAUUGAUUAAGAAAAUGUCACAUGUAAACAAAUCACACAUGUAAUUGUUUUGAUUUUUAGAGGAUUUUUUUUUUUUCUUUUUCUUAAAUGGCCCAAUAGUGAAACUAAUGCAGGGAAGGGCAUGUUAAUAACAAAUAAAUAAAAUAAAAAUAAAACCUUCAACUGAAAGAGUGAAUAUAAUGUGUGUUACUUGUGACUUUUUUUUUUAAGCUGAUCACUCUGCUGCAUUCAGGCGAUGUGCUUGUAUUCAAAACUCUAAAAUUAUCUCAAGCAUGUGACCUUUAUGUUGUGUUUAUAGGUCGUGAACUGGCAAAGCAGUGGAAAAGUCACUGGAGGCUGUAAAUAAUAGUCUAAACCUAACAUCUAGUAUUUGAUCUUGAUAGUAGCAUGGAUUUGCAGCUGGAAGCUGUGCAGAAAAUUGAUUCAUUAUUAUGAUUUUUCUCGGCUUUUUCCAGCACAUUUCAUCCUUCAGUGGCUGUAAGAACAGCUGAGCCAGCCACAACGCUGCAGGGAUAAUUAAAGCUCAAAAUCUACUUUUUUUUUGGACAAUUUUCUGUAAGUCUGACACAUAUGGGUCUAUCAGGAUAGUGUGGACUCACUCUCUACACAUGUCCAAACUUAAGCGCAAAAUAUGACAGAAAGACAGUCUUUGAGUCCAGAGGUAAAAUACUAAGGCUAUAAAGAUAUAAAAAGGAGAAAAGUGAAUGCUUUUAUUUUGAAAAUACGGGCCGAUAAUUUUUAUAUUCAGCCAGUAAACUAACAUGUGGUGACUGAAUGCUGCUCAGUUCAGCUCAUGUCGCUCACAGUAUGAACCACUUGGUUGAGGGUGGUGAUGUUUUCAGGUGUGGGAUAAUAUCCGCAAGUGAAUCGGAGAAGAGCUGCAGAUCUUGAGCUUCACACAUUUUCCUUAGGAGCCGACUUGGGACAGCUGAAAAAGAUCUCAUUGCUUCUUGUGAUUUAGGUUUUGUUGUACAAAUGUUUUCUGUUGCUGUUUGAUUUCAUUGUUGGUUUUAUUUCCUAGUUCUGCGGGUAAUCUUAAUUCUCUAAAAAGGGCUUAAAUCAGAAUGUAACCCGGCAUAUCUUCUUCAUACUAAUUCUUUAAGAAUUGCUUUAGUAUCUCUUAUAUAAAUGAUGUAACGGUUAAAAUUCAAAUAUUGUCCUGUGUUGUCUUUAUUUGACCUCUUUCUGGGAAAAAAUAAGAGGGUCAUCUUGUGAAAAUAGAUUUCAUGAUUAUUAAACGUGAUUUUUGCACUAA
Molecule: messenger RNA, 7246 nt
Organism: Neolamprologus brichardi
Lineage: Eukaryota; Metazoa; Chordata; Actinopteri; Cichliformes; Cichlidae
Gene: plekhf2
Product: pleckstrin homology and FYVE domain containing 2
Biological process (GO): endosome organization; endosome to lysosome transport
Cellular component (GO): early endosome
Molecular function (GO): phosphatidylinositol binding; metal ion binding
Source: RefSeq, a predicted model, not a curated record